Messenger RNA from Theobroma umbraticum, 1044 nucleotides. It is a transcript of the gene PEX11A, whose product is annotated as peroxin 11A. Gene Ontology annotation, biological process: peroxisome fission. NCBI's taxonomy places the organism in Eukaryota, Viridiplantae, Streptophyta, Magnoliopsida, Malvales, Malvaceae. The record is from RefSeq and is a predicted model, not a curated record. Gene Ontology annotation, cellular component: peroxisomal membrane.
AUGAAUUCUCCCAUUCUUUUUCACUCUCCGUCGACCCUCGCCUUGCCUUGCCGUCCCAUAUUCUCCUUCUUCUUCGUCUUGCCUUUUCUCUCUCUGAACCGCCAUGGAUUCGAAAGCUUCAACCGUCGCUCCAACCCAGUCAAAGCCUAAGGAAAAAGACUUCCUGAACCAUCUCGAAGCUUUCCUCGCCAAGCGAGACGGCGUGGACAAGCUCCUCAAAAUCUCUCGUUACGCCACCAAGAUCAUAUUAGCCUCCUCGGUCCUCCCCGAAACGGUCCCACUAACUCGCCGACUCAAGAGCUUCGAGUCGAGCGUCGGACUGAGUCGGAAAGCGUUUCGACUCGGGAAAUUUGUUCAAGACGUCAACGCUCUGAGAAACUCCCAUUUGGAUUCGAAGCAAGAGAUUUUCCUCUCAAUCAUCGCCUACGGCGGCGAGGGUUUGUAUUAUUUCGUCGAACAGUUUAUUUGGUUGGCUAAAUCAGGAUUAAUCGACGCCAAACAUUCUCGCAAUUUGCAAAAGCUCAGUGCUUGGGCUGAGUUCAUUGGGUACAUAGGAAGUAUUAGCCUUAAAUUUAGGGAUUUAAAGAGGAUUAAUGAGGAUGAGGCGUGUUUGAAUUCGAGUAUUGAGAUUGCGGUUUCGAGAGGAGUAGGCUGUAAGGAAGAAGAAGAAGAAAGGAGAAAGAAAUUGAGAGAAAAGAAACUGAUGAAGAAACUUUCAAUUGUUCAAGAUUUGGCUGAUGUGUUAAUGGCGUUGGCUGAUAUUCUAGACGGCAAAGGAAGGUUUUCGGAUCCUCUUGUGGUGUCUUGCGCUGGACUUUUAUCGGCUCUCAUUAGUACCCAUAAAAAUUGGGUUUCUUGCUAGGUAUAAUCACAGGGAACUUGGUUUUCUUUUCAAUUAUUAUUAUUGAAUCCUGAGAAGAAUUUGGGUUCUCUUGAUUUACAUUUCUUUUUACUAAUAAAUACAUAUACAGGCAAUGGAUUGAUAUGAAUUUGUGCUAAGUUCACUCAUGAAUUAAUAAUAUAGUUGUUGACUAUUCCAGGUCA